UGCUACAGGUCAGCCAAGGAGGAAAAAAGGUAGGACACCUGGUGCCUCAAGACGAAAUAAGAAUCCUUAUAAGAAAUUCAGGAGGAAAACGACUAUACAAUAAAAUGUAAAGAAUAGCCAUAGUGGAAUGUCAGAAAGCGACAUUGGUGCUAAUACUAGCGAUUACGCUGAAGGAAGAGCUACCCCUGAAUUAUCAGAUUCUCACCCCGACGCUAGUCCUGAAGUCAAUGAAGUUAAUUCAGAUGAUUUUGCAAACGAACAAGCAUCUCCUUCAGCAGCCGCGAAGGAGGAGGAACGAGAGGCCCCAACAGACAUAGAAGAAUCAAACAGAGAAGAGAAAAUGGAUUCUUCCAACAGAGGAGCUGUAGGAGAUUCGGAUGAUGAACCCCUUGUAAUCUCUCUUUGCCUUCUCAUCUUUGGACUAGAUUGCUUAGCAUCUUACGUUGCCAUUGAAUAA
Molecule: messenger RNA, 457 nt
Organism: Magnolia sinica
Lineage: Eukaryota; Viridiplantae; Streptophyta; Magnoliopsida; Magnoliales; Magnoliaceae
Exons: 3
Coding region: 128-457 (109 amino acids)
Source: RefSeq, a predicted model, not a curated record